GCUACGGCCUACAUAGUACAUAAUCGUCAUAAUCACAUGACACAUUCACAUAGUACAUAGUACCUACAUAGUAUAUUGAAUUAUUGAAAUGGCACUGGAAACUUUUGCGGUUAAAUGAAUGUAGGAUAUAGGUGAUUAAGUUGGUCGAGUGUUUGAAAUUGAUUUGUUUUUAAAAUAUAAAUUUGUAUUAUUUUCUAUACAUAUUGUAAUAAUGGUAAAAUUUUUUGAAAAUAAAAGUUUGUUUCCAUUCAGAUGGGAUCAAGUGGUUCAUGGCUUUUGGCAUCGUUAUCCUAACCCAGAAAGCAAGCAUGUAUUGUCUGAAGACGUGUUACAUAGAGAAGUUAUUGAAAAAAAAUUACAUUCUAUUAGAUUAUUCACAAAAACUAACAAGUUGCCAAAAUGGGGUGAACGUUUUAUAAAUACGAAUGUUGUAAAAAUUGUCGAAGAAUCAAUUUUAGAUCCAUCAAAAAAGACGUUAAUAACAUAUACCAGAAAUGUUGGAUAUGCAAGUGUUAUGGGUGUAACAGAAAAAGUUGUUUAUAAAGUCAAUGAAGAAAAUCCAAGUACUACAGUUGCAGAGAGAUCAGUGUGGAUUGAAUCAAAUGUGUAUGGAAUGUCUAAAGCUAUUCAAGCAUUUGGAAUGCAACGAUUUAAAGUUAACAGUACUAAAGCAGUAAAAGGAUUUAAUUAUGUUCUCAAUAGUAUGUAUGGUAGUAACACUUCAAGUUCAUCUGGUGUAUUAUUACAUCAGAAAGAAAAAUUAAAGGAUGCGCUUAAACAAACAAAUUACAAAACUGGAACUCUCUAUGUUCAUUAAUCAAUUCCUAUUUGAAAUUUCAUCAAAUUUAUUAUGAACAAUAAAAUGUGAUAACACAAUUAUGUAUUCUCAUAAUUUCAACAAUUUUAACCAAAUUAAGACAUCCUUCAAGCUUAUGUGGUUACUGUCAACUUUAUAGUAUUCUAUUAGAGUACAGUAUAAUUAUUUUAAAUAAGUGAUCUUUUUUUUGUCUUGAUUAUGAUUAUUAAAGUGUCUAUUUAAUUUAUACAUACAAUGUUAAAUUUGUUAUCCAAUAAUUUGUAUAUGUGAUUUAAUUUUUAUCACAUUAUAAUUUUAUAAGAAAUUACUGAUGUGAUUAUAUAGAUGAAUAAAGUGUCUUAUAUGUUUAAUUGUUUAGUAUUGAACACAUUAUUUUGUAAUGAUUCUUUAUUGUAUUUUAUAAAAUUUUUAUAUGAUAUAUCUAUUGUGUAAAAUGUCCGGUAGUGGUACAAUUUUUCUAAUUUAUCAAUAUAAUUAAUUUAUUUAAAGAUAUUCAACUUUUAAAUACUUAAGAAGACGUUACUUCCAGAUGUUUUUUUUUUACUGUUAGUAACAUGAAAAAUUGCUGACAACAGCAUAUUAAUGUUCUGAAGUUUCAAUUUUAUGCAUUAACUUCUAGUAAUACAGAGAUUUAACUAAUUAUCAAACUUAAAUGUUUGAAUAUUAUCUGUGUUUUCACUUCGAUUUUUUACAAUAUUUUAAUUUUUAAGUAAGCUACAUAAUAUGUACAAUAUUACGAUUCAUAAUUUCAAUUUUAAAUUUUCAUAACUUGAUUAUAAUAUCGUAAAAAAUUCCAUUAAAAGCACAGAUUAUGUUCUUACUUUCAAUUUUGGUAAUAAAUCAAUUUACUUUAUUAUUAAACCUUACAAUACAAAAUUAGAACUCUAGAACUCGAAUUUAGUAUAAUUUAUGUUUGUAGGACGGAGACAACAUCAUAUGUUUUGAUGUCCUCUUCACACAAAUAUUUAGAAUGAAUAUGAUUCUAUUUUUUUGAAAUACUUUUAAUAUAAAUGUUACUAUAUAGUGCAUUGUAUAUUAUUAUGUAGGUAUUUUAGUAAAAUAUUUAGAAUAUCUAAAUCUUUCAUUAGAGAAGGUUGCCUAUUAUUAUAUUAAUAAUAUUAAUUAUCUACCUAUAAAAAAAUCAGCACAUGCAGUAUGCACCUACUAAUUUAUUAUUAAUUAUUAAAUUACUUCUUUGAUCUAUUCAAUACAUUUAUCAUUUAUGUGAAAUAUUAAUCAGUGAACAUCUCAAAUACUUACAUAAUCCUUGAACAAUUGGUAAUACCUACAUAUAUUUUUUAAUAUUCUAUACAUAGGUUUUUAUAACCUACAGGUACAGACGGUACAGUUAAUAGAUCUAUAUUUAUAUUCCAAUAUGACUGAUAUAGAUGUAUAGGUAGUAGGUACCCUACCCACCUUUACCUAUGUAGAGUAUGUAGCUAUAUGUACAUAAUAUACUAAUUAAGUUUUGUAAUUGGCUCAACUAAUUUUAUCGUAAAUAUAUAUACCUCAGCAAAAUGUUUGAUUUAUAUUUAAGUUGACAUUGAGUAGUUUUAAAAUAUAAUAUAGGUAAUUGAAAUUAUAAACUGUGUACUAGUUAUACAGGUAUAGCAUGUAAAAUAUAAAUUAUUUUCAAUCAAAUAAAUAAUCUGUUAAUA
This is a messenger RNA of Aphis gossypii (cotton aphid), 2475 nucleotides long. It is a transcript of the gene prel, whose product is annotated as PRELI domain-containing protein 1, mitochondrial. The transcript is spliced from 5 exons. Gene Ontology annotation, biological process: phospholipid transport. Gene Ontology annotation, cellular component: mitochondrial intermembrane space. Bases 212 to 817 code for a protein of 201 amino acids. Gene Ontology annotation, molecular function: phosphatidic acid transfer activity. The record is from RefSeq and is a predicted model, not a curated record. Lineage: Eukaryota; Metazoa; Arthropoda; Insecta; Hemiptera; Aphididae.